Molecule: messenger RNA, 1002 nt
Organism: Ziziphus jujuba (common jujube)
Lineage: Eukaryota; Viridiplantae; Streptophyta; Magnoliopsida; Rosales; Rhamnaceae
Exons: 3
Coding region: 1-1002 (333 amino acids)
Source: RefSeq, a predicted model, not a curated record
AUGGGUCAUAAACAAGUGGAUGGUGAAAUUAGCUUGGUGGUUUUGGUGGACAAGGAGAAGAAAAAGGUCAUUUUUGCCGAGUCUGAUGAAAAUUUGGUUGAUAUUCUCUUUAGUUUUUUGACAAAUCCUGCGGGAACAAUUAUCGGGCUUUCCUCUGAUAAAUCAGCAGUGGAGAUAGCAAGCUUAUCUUUGUUUUCCAAGCUUGGAAUUAUGGAUUGGAGUGGCAUUGAGAAGAACAUUUUCACUUUAGGAGUUGGUGAGGUUUUGAAUUUGCUAGUGUGCUCAUUAGUAUCAAAAACACCAUUGACAGAAACUCUUAUGAAGCAUAAACCAGCGACCGAGUUAAACGCAGGAAAUUUUGAUCAAGGAAAACCUGUUGAAUACCAAAUGGAAGACAAGAAGAAUAUUCGACAUGGAAAGAUUUCUAUCAAGCUUAUGGUGAGCAAAUCUAAGAAGAAAGUUUGUUAUGCAGAAGCAGAGAAAGACUUUGUUAAUUUGCUCUUCAGUUUCCUAACCAUUCCACUUGGGCAUUUUUUGAAACAAAAAUGUAGCAGUUCUUUGAAUGGAUGCAUAGGUCACUUGAACAAGAGUGUACAAGAUCUUCAUGAGCAAUGCUUGAAGUCCAAUUACCACAAAGAAAUGCUGGUCAGUCCCAAGCUUGCUUCUGGUAUUGGUUAUGAGAAUGAUUUAUUAGGAAUUGAGGAAGCCUCACAUCCUCCAUAUUACUAUACGUACGGACGCUAUGGUGAAUAUAUUUUAACCAGUGAUAAAAGUCUUAUUCGUGGUACAGAGAUAACUGAACUGAAAGUUGUGGAUCCAAAACCUCAUAACGAAGAUGGUGGAGGAUUUAUAACAGGACAGGCAAUUUUCAUAGUAACAGAUAGUCUGAUAAUAAGACCUAUAUCUUCAAUCUUAGGCCUCUCCAUUCUCAAUGACUUGAAGGUACCUUUUAAUGACAUUGAGGAGCAAACUGUGCUUGUAGGCAAGGAGGAGGUAACUUAA